Gracilinanus agilis (Agile Gracile Mouse Opossum) is the source of this 1227-nucleotide messenger RNA. RefSeq names its product interferon-induced very large GTPase 1-like. The annotation marks the transcript as partial. The record is from RefSeq and is a predicted model, not a curated record. Lineage: Eukaryota; Metazoa; Chordata; Mammalia; Didelphimorphia; Didelphidae. The transcript has a single exon.
AUGUCUACACCAAGGGAUAAUGCUAUUGAACCAGAUCAUGAAGACUCUGGAAUAAGAGACCUGGAGAAGAAGUUGCAAGAAGUGGGCCUGGAUCCCCAGUACUGGGUAUCUAAGCUGCAGGAAUGCUUGGAUGUGACCUCUGUCCAAGCCUUACAACACCUAGGAAAGAAGGAAGUUCUGACACUGAAAUCCCAGGUCAAACAUAAAUGGGAGAAACGGGCAUUAGAAAAACUUCUUCAGCUGUCCAGCACCCAGGGAUCAGAGGAAAUGCAAGAGAAGCACUGGGUGACAGUGAAGAAGAGACAAGAGAGAGCACAGUCAGCCUUGAAAGAAAUGAAAGAGAUGCAGGUGGCAGGUAAAAGUUGCCAAGAGGAAAUUGUGAGGAGGAAAGAAGAGCUGAGGCAGGCCAUGGAGAUCCCACCAGAGUACAGGCCAAUCACUAAGAAACCCCUAAAAGAGGUCAUAGAAAAUAUGGAGAGACACCUCAGUCUCAAGGAAGGCACUCUCUCCAAGAGGGAGAAUCUUCCUGACCAGGAGCUCCUGAAACGAGUGUCAGGUGGCCUAGCCCUGCAGGGGAUUUACCAAACUGGCCAGCCUGAGGAUCUUUUGGAGAGGAGAGAAGAACUGCUCAGUGUCCCAGAGAACAUCUUUCUGCUCAGCCCAGAACAGGGAACACGGAUGGAAACCAAGGAAUUUUCAUCUUCUGGUGAAGAGUCGCUGUUUACCCAAAGCAUGGAGAAACUGGGCUUUACUGUUAGCUUUUUGGCCAAGGGUGGACGCUGGGGAUGGAAUCUGGAAUCCAGCACCAAUUAUACCAGAUCUUCUGACUCCAGAGAUUUCCACAGGGGACACUCUGAGAACACUUACAGCAGCAUCACCAGGUUCAGUUACAUCCCACUGGCUUGCUGCCACUUUGCACAAGAUCAGCUCUAUCUAAGCAGGUCAGCUCUGCAAGAGUUAAAACAGUUAGAGAAACUUCUGAUCCACUCCAAUGGUUCAGAAACUCAAGUACUGAAGCGUAGAUGUGAGGCAUUUUUCCAAAGGUUUGGCUCUCAUGUGAACCAGGGCCCAUUGCAUUUGGGAGGAAUAUUCUGGUGGAAAGCUGUAACAGAAGGCUUCAGGUCAGAGGAGCUGCAUGAUGUGAAGAAACAAGCCUCAGAGGCACUUGAUGUAUAUAUUGGAGGCAGCUACUCUGGUUUUGGGGUCACGGUUGCAGCCGGAAAGAAU